CCCCAAUUCAUUUGCCGGAUACUACUCAUAUAUACCAUUUAAUUUCUCAUUCAAAUUCUUACUCAGCACAUCUACGAGGUACCGACACAUUUACAAAACACUGUAUUGAUGUGUCUGACACAGUUAUGGACACGAUUCUUGUAAGACACACUAUACCUUAUUAUUUCACUCUUUAUUUUCCCCUUCCUUAUAAAGUCUAAGUUCGUUAGAUUUAGUGGAGGGAAAAAUUUUCUUGGUUAAGUGACUGACAGGUACAACCAAAAUUGAUUUUCAUUUUGACCAAUGAAAGGGUAUUGUUUAUCACACCAGUCACCAUCAAGAUAAGAAGAAGAUCAACCAUUAUUAGUGCAGCAAACAGUAACUAGAGAUGGGAGAUAAAAGGCUCAGAAAUCAUGGAAGAAACUUUAGAAUGGUUUCCAUUGUGACCAUGGAAAAUUACUAUGAUUCUGGCUGGCACAUGGGCACAAGCUGGCCUCAAUGCAGUGAUCAUUCUUCUUCCUUUGCAAUACCUGCACAAAUACUACCUCAUGUUUCUGAUUCUGCCUCUCUUCAAUUUGGUGAGUUCCACUCAUGGCCACUACCCCUUGAAGGGGUUGCAGAAGAGAGAGCAAUAAGUGCUUCCAAGAGUCACAGUCAAGCCGAGAAACGGCGAAGAGAUAGGAUCAAUGCACAGCUUGCAACUCUCAGAAAACUCAUUCCUAAGUCUGACAAGAUGGAUAAGGCAGCUUUACUAGGAAGUGUGAUAGACCAAGUGAAAGAUCUAAAGAGAAAGGCCAUGGAUGUUAGCAGAGCCUUCACAGUUCCAACUGAAAUUGAUGAAGUAUCAAUUGACUAUGACCAUGUUCAAGAUGAAAGCUGCACCAAAGUGAGCAAAUUGAAGGAAAAUAUGGUCAUCAAAGCUUCUGUUUGCUGUGAUGAUAGACCAGAAUUGUUCCCUGAACUCAUCCAAGUCCUCAAAGGAUUGAGACUCACAGCAGUUAAAGCUGAGAUAGCCAGUGUUGGUGGAAGGAUUAAAAGCAUAUUGGUGCUUUGUUCUAAGGACAAUGAAGAGGGUGUUUGCCUUACCACUCUCAAACAGUCCCUCAAAUCUGCUGUGACCAAAAUUGCCUCAUCAAACAUGGCAUCUAAUUGUCCCACUAGAAGUAAGAGGCAGAGAUUCUUCUUGCCUUCUCAUUGUCUAGAGUAACUUAUUUGUUGCAAAAUCAUCUUUUCCCCCCUUUUUUUCUUAGGAGGGUCAAUUUCAGUGGGGCAAUUAUUUGCUCCAUUUUUCAAUAUUUAUAUACCUAUCAAAUAUAUUCGUCCGUCAAUUAGGAAGAUGAAAUAUUAGUUUUGUGCCUCCAAUUAAGGCAAAGUUAAAGAAUGGGAAAUUAAUUGAAAGGAAUGGAAAGGAAGCAAAGCAAAGCUUUUUUUUUUCCCCUUC
This is a messenger RNA of Cajanus cajan (pigeon pea), 1420 nucleotides long. Its product is annotated as transcription factor bHLH51. The record is from RefSeq and is a predicted model, not a curated record. Gene Ontology annotation, biological process: regulation of DNA-templated transcription. NCBI's taxonomy places the organism in Eukaryota, Viridiplantae, Streptophyta, Magnoliopsida, Fabales, Fabaceae. Gene Ontology annotation, molecular function: protein dimerization activity; DNA-binding transcription factor activity.